AUGAAAGUGCUGGUGUGGCGUCUGAACUCGGCUGAGGUGCCGGUGUGUGUGAUAAACACACACUCUGAGCUGGUGCUGUGUUUGAGUUUUAAUGCGGAUGGAAGUCUGUUGGCCACGGCCUGCAAAGACAAGAAGAUCCGAAUCAUCGAGCCACGGACUGGGCGGGUCCUGCAGGAGUCUCGCUGUCGCUCUCAUAAAGUGUCCAGGAUCUUGUUCCUGUGGGAUCUGAAGAUGCUGGUGUCCACAGGAAGCUCCUGCUGGAACCAGAGACAGUUUGUCCUGUGGGAUGUGGUAACUUACCCCCUGACCGCAGCCAAUGAGCCGGCCAUGACCGCAGACGAGUGGCUGAUGGGACAGAAUAAAGGGCCGCUGCUGAUGUCUCUGAGACCUGCAGCCAAAGCGCUCCACACCUGCCCGACUGAAUCAGAGGCACCAGCCAAUCAGGACGCAGAACCGGCCCCUGACAUCAUCGCUGACCUGCGGGACUGGACCGAGGACGACACGCAAAGCCACGACUGGACCUCGUCACGCUUCAGUCCGAGCCGCAGCGAAGCCUCCGCGCUCGUCUCAGUCAGGUGCUUGCUCAGGGGUCAGAGGUCGUGCCGCUCUGCGUGUGACCAGCAGGAGGAGAAUCCUGCAGCUGGAGCGUGCUUCUGACCACAGCCAAUCACCGAGGAGAACAUUAUGUUGAGAGGGAGCACGUGUGUGUGUGUGUGUGUGUGUGUGUGUGUGUGUGUGUGUGUGUAAAUAUGACUCAUUUUGAUUUAUGGAGUUCAAUG
Sinocyclocheilus rhinocerous is the source of this 779-nucleotide messenger RNA. RefSeq names its product coronin-2B-like. NCBI's taxonomy places the organism in Eukaryota, Metazoa, Chordata, Actinopteri, Cypriniformes, Cyprinidae. Gene Ontology annotation, molecular function: actin filament binding. The transcript is spliced from 4 exons. The record is from RefSeq and is a predicted model, not a curated record. Bases 1 to 657 code for a protein of 218 amino acids.